GACACGAUUUUCGACUUGCUAAAAAAUAAAGCUUAAAAAUUCAUCAAAAAAAGUGUUGUUUAUAAAAGAAAGAUAAAACAAGAAAAUACCCAAAAAUUAUAAACAGGCCGAAAAAUUUAAAUAUUAUCAAAAAAGUGGAUAAAAAUCAUAAAUCAACAUAAAAUUUGCCAAUAAAAUAAAUAUUAAAGAAAAAUAUUUAUUUAAAAAAGUUGAAUUAAUAGCAAAAUAUAUAAAAAUAAAAAAAUAAUAUAUUAAAAGUGUAUUAAACUAUUCGUUAUUUAAAAAAAAAUAUUAAUUUAUUAAAAAAAAAUAUUUGUGUAAAAAUAUUAGAAUUACCGCAUCAAAAAUGAAAUUACUUCAUCACAAACCGCUACUCAUCACUGUUGUAGGAUUAAUUACCGUGUUAUGCUUUAAUAGUGCAUUGUGUGAUAUUUUCGAUAAAAAUGAAAAUUUCGAAGAAUUUAGUGAUAAUUUUAUAAGUAGUGAAGACGAAAUAAUCGAAAAUUACGAUGAAAACGUGAAUCAUGUGAAUCGCCACAGACACAAAUCCAAACAGAACCAUUUGCACAACAGAUCAACGGAAAAUUUCCUGCUCACGGAUUACUUGAUGGAUGGCGAGAUGGAACGCAGGAUCAGUUUCAAUGGCUUGACAGCAAAAGAGACGAGUUUAGGAAAUAAUAGUAAAUCAAUCAGUUUAUGGCAGUUAUCGGAUGGCAAGGCGUUUCUCCAAGUAAUUUUCACAUCGGAACAUCAACUGAUCGAUUGCGAAUACGUUCGUCAACGGGACUUGGUGAAACAUUUUCUCCAAAAAUUCUAUCAAGAAGUGUCUCAAUCGAAAGCGCACAAUUUCUCGACUUCUUACUUGAACAACAUUCCGCAUCGCCAUCAUCAUCCCCAUCUCUCCGAUCACGAAUUCCGUCAAUUUAUCGAUAACGGAGUUUUGGCAUCAGAACUUGAGGAUUUCGCAAGUAACGGCCUGACUGACGAGAAAUUCGAGGACGAAGCGCGAGAAUAUGGCUUGAGAAAUGCCGUUUAUAAAAAAUUAAAUGACGAAAAUGACUUACCUGAAGAACUCCGAAGAUGGAUGGAUGUUCGUGCGUUACGAGUCAUGUGCAACAAACGUCAUCGACAAAUGAAGCAACUUGCUGCGGCGAUAAAUGGCGACAACGAGAGUGAACGUACGGAGGCGGAAGAACAUUUAAACCGGCAAAAACGAGCAUUGGCAGAUUGGUUUUUGGCUCCGAACACGCAAUGGUGCGGCAGGGGGAAUCGAGCCGAAAAAUACACGCAUUUGGGCGGGAAUCGCGCCGAUGCUUGUUGUCGGAAACACGAUCACUGUAAAUUUAUUAUAAAGGGCAUGACGACAAAAUGGAAUUUAUUCAAUUAUCGUCCCUACACGAUAAGUCACUGCAGUUGCGAUAUCAGCAAAAAACGAGAUUUAUCGAGUAUGUUACGCAUUCCGGGCACAAAAUGGUGCGGCGCUGGCUGGAGUGCGACAAAAUAUGCGCAUUUAGGCGGCUUAUCGAGAGCGGAUCGGUGUUGCCGAAAGCACGACACAACGUGCCCUUACUGGAUUUUGGGCUUCGAAACGAAAUACGGACUGUUUAAUUGGCGCGUGGGCACUCUCAUGCACUGCAGUUGCGACGAAAGAUUCCGAACUUGUCUCAAAAUGGCAGAUUCCGCCGAUGCAAAUAUGGUAGGCAGAGUUUUUUUCAAUGUCCUGCAAACGAAAUGCUUCGUCCUGAAACCCGAAAAAAUCUGCAAAGAACGCUCUUGGUGGGGUCAAUGCACGAAAAAGGGAAUGCGGAAACGUGCUCACAUCCGAGACAAUAGAAAAUUUUAAAAAAAUUAUGAAAAAUAAAUCAACAAAAAUACAAGAAGUUUCCUAUUAAUCUUAGAUAACGUUAACGAAAUUUUCCAAUUUAUUUAUUAAAAAAAAAAUAAUUAAUUAAUGUUGGUCACUUUUAGUGUGUAAUUAAUGUAAAUAAUUAAAAAUAUUUAUAGCAAAGUAGAUUACAAUGUCUCUCCAAGACGAGACAGCAUUUAAUAAAUACGAAGAGAUUUUGUAGUAAGAUGCCAAAGAAAAAAAAAUAUUUAUUUUGAAAAUCUUCCAUAAUUACUGAAAAUUGUAAGAUACAAAAAAAAAUUGUAACUAAAAUCAAAUACUACUUAAAGAUAGUGAUAUUAAAGAUAAAAAAUGUUAGAUUAUUAAGAAUUUACACGUGCGAAAAGAUUUUUCAACGUAAAAUUAGUUGAACGCUAAUUUGUAAAUAUUUAUUACUAAAUAGAAGAAAAUUAAUGUUAAGGA
This is a messenger RNA of Culicoides brevitarsis, 2308 nucleotides long. RefSeq lists its product as uncharacterized. NCBI's taxonomy places the organism in Eukaryota, Metazoa, Arthropoda, Insecta, Diptera, Ceratopogonidae. The transcript is spliced from 6 exons. The record is from RefSeq and is a predicted model, not a curated record. Gene Ontology annotation, biological process: arachidonate secretion; phospholipid metabolic process. The coding region runs from base 347 to 1843 and encodes 498 amino acids.